This is a messenger RNA of Thrips palmi, 3544 nucleotides long. Its product is annotated as cAMP-dependent protein kinase inhibitor alpha-like. Gene Ontology annotation, biological process: negative regulation of protein kinase activity. The coding region runs from base 885 to 1469 and encodes 194 amino acids. NCBI's taxonomy places the organism in Eukaryota, Metazoa, Arthropoda, Insecta, Thysanoptera, Thripidae. The record is from RefSeq and is a predicted model, not a curated record. Gene Ontology annotation, molecular function: cAMP-dependent protein kinase inhibitor activity. The transcript has 5 exons.
GAUGUCUUUCAUACUCAGCGUCAUCAUCAUCUUCAUUUCUCUCGCCUUCAUUAGGCCUUUUGGGGGUAGGUGCUGGCUAGGGAUUGUAUGGUAAGGCAUCUAUUAGAAUUUUGCAACUAUUCUUAAUUGUAAGUUAAGAGGUAAGCAGAGGAAUGUUUGUGAAUGGAGGCAAAAUUUCAGUGCCUCAACACAGGAGAAAUGCUGAAUUCUAAAAUCAAACCUUGUAGGUGAGAAGUUCUCCGAUAUCCAUUGUAAUGAACCGUGAAAUGAGAUACUUCACUAAUAAUCAGUCCGUAAACUUCGUAAAAAUCGACCAACUUGGAUACCGGAUUAUCAAAAUUCUAACCACAAUAGUGAACGACAACAACUAAAAACAACAAGAAAUGAAACAACAACAGCAACAAAUCCCGGCACAAUGACCAACAUAAAAAGAAAACUUGAUAAGUGUGAAGAUCGUGCUAGAAAAUUUUUACUUUUGUGGGGAAAAUCAUUAUUUUAAAAAGAUUUUAAAUUAUGACUUUCUUUUGCUUCUGAGAAAUAUUAGGCAUGGUUACCGUGGUUCAUAGUCCAUGUUGUAGUGUUGGCUACAUCUAAAUCUGGAAGAUUGUUUCCGUGAAGAAGGCGUUUUUUCCAGAUCCUAGCAGAAAGCAUUGGUGUAAAGACAUAAAGCUACUGUCAAAGUUAACAACCAAAAAAGUGAAACAAAAUGAGAUAUCGAGUGUUUUUGCAGUACUUUGUUUUAAAAGUGAAGUCUCAACCUAUGUGAGACUCAUCAUCUCCAGGUCUUGUCAACGUCUAACUCUUCUGUGCACAAUUCACAUGUGGGCAAUACAUGAUUACCACUCUACCCAGAAGAAGAAAAUUGCAUCUGGAAUUAAAAUUUGAUGGUGGGCGCGGGCGGCGCGGGCAGCGCGGGUGGAAGGGGUAGCGGCCCCACGCGGGCAGGCCGUGCGGGCUGUGCGGGCGCCCCAACCCCCUGUGGCGCCAUGGCGGCCGAAUCGGCGCUGCAUGGAACCAGGAGGAACAGGAGGUCGUUUCGAGAUUGCCAAGAUCCAACGCGCGGCCGGUUGUUCGUCGCGGAGCUCGGUCGCAGGAACGAGCCGCGCGCCACCAGGACUUCCAGGACCUCCAGGACCUCCAGGACGAUGAGGCGCGCCAAAGUGCUGAAGAUGCUGGCCAUGGAGCAGCCCGGCGCGUCGCAGGGCGCCCCGUGCGCGCAGGGCGGCAGGACCGCCCCCGGCGCGGCCGACCCCGUGGAGGACUUCCUGACGACGGGCCGCACGGGCCGACGCAACGCCAUGGCCAACAUCAUGGGCCAGCACGCCAACACCGGCAGCGGGGACAUCGCGCAGCGCAUGGACGGCCUGGCCAUCGACCAGAUGGAAGCCGGGCCCUCCGGCGCGGGGCCUUCGGGGUGCAGCGAGACGCAGCAGGCGACGCCCGGCGCGGCGCCGGAGCAGGGCAGAUGAACGCCGCGACGCCGGCCUAGCUGCGCUCGCUGCGCUGGCUGCCCGCCCCGGGGCAGCGGGUGGCUGCACCAAGCACGCUUCUGAUUGGCUGCAGCCCGAACCUGCCGGACGGACGGACUGCUGGAGCGGUUGCUGGAACCCGAAAGCCUCCCUCUCCUGGAACGCCCCGAUGCCCGCUGCAACUCUGCUGGGCUGAGUCGCCGUGCGUGGGAGUUGACGCGGUGGGGCUGGCGGGGCACGCCCUCCUGUUGACCCCACUUGACCCAUCGGACUGAAAAUGACGCAGCCCUGCCGGGCCGCCGGGCCGCACAAGCAUCCCCGAGAUAGCAGUGGGGCAGCGCAGCGGCCCGUCUGCCGGAGAUUGAUUCCCUAAUUUGCUGGCAAUUUCCGGGGGCCAUGGCCGCGGCCGUCGUCCGAGGUCGUUUCGGUCGUUUUGCCAGCAACGUGAUUAUUUGGACUGGCGGACCAUCGCCGAGAGGAAACUUAGUUUUAAGUGAAAUAACCAACAAUAUACGGGUCCAUCUGCAUCUCGUCGCCACGCCAGUGUUACUCUGCGGUCGUCGUUUUGGACACUCUUUGCCAAUAUUUGAAAGAAAACUGAGGCCGAAAACGGGCGGGAGGUCGUGUUCCUUGUGCGAGCGUGGUCUCGUGUAGGUUGACGACCAAGCCUGUCUUGGUGAGAAGAAAUCUGGGUGCAGGAAGACCCCAGGAAACGCUUACAGUGUACGUAGUGGCCAUGGCUGUUCCACAGAAACUGGGGCGAGCAAGAGCAGGGCAAGCAGGGCCAUCGUGGAAGUUCGCGCUCCACGCGGCUGGAGAGAAAGCGUUAUCUUGGACAACCUAUUCCUCGCACUGCACUUAUGACUUUUGUCAACUCGUUGAGUAGUUUGAGGGGUUUGGCUUGCGAGCGUGGUGGCAGGGCUGCUUACGCUCGCGUUCGCCGCGCAAGCAAUGCAAGUCGAACCCACACGUUUGUUGAACGUUGUCCUUUGUAACUGAUCCCUGAACAUUUUGUACCUCGUUGUAUUCUAUUUCCCGGUGAUAUAAUGUAAUCUCGCGGUGGCCACGCGGUGGCCGUGUAGUCGUAGUACAUGGAUGGACUGUGAUUGUUAUUUACUAAUUGUUAUUUUUAUUGUGUACCUUCUUCUUUUUUGUCGUGUUUGAAUGCUUAUGUGACGCUUCUUGCGCUAAUCUAUUGCGUGGACAGCACUUACUCAGGAUCUCACUGAGGGUUUUAGUCAAUGGUACGACAACAGUCUGACUUUUGAAUUUUUGUUUUUGUUCCCCUUUUUUAAAUGACUAUGUACCUCGGUACUACGUACUACGUCUCGCUAUCUUGCCAUGUAGGGUGUGUACCGAUUGUUAUGUACUUAGAUAUAGUGUCGUGGGCCAUUUGUAUGUACGCAAAGCAUCCAGGUCGUUGGGUAUAGCAGGCACCAAACCCGGUUUAUUAUAAAACCUUUGUAUUUUUGCUCCUUUAGCAAUCUUUCUAUCCUAUGGAUUUUUAGGAACUGUUUUGAGUGGAAUUUUCGCAAAGUCAUUCUUUGACAAUUUCUCUUAUUUGGACGCCCUCUCUCUUUAUUCAUGCCAAUGAGAAUCAAAAGCACAACGCGUUUCACCUCAAGCGCUUUGUACCGUGGAUCGUCAAUUUUGAACAAAUUAUGUGUAUAUUUUCUUAUUUCACUAGAACCUGACUAUUUUUUAUGUAACAUGCCAUCGCGGCGCUUUUGUCGUGUUUCCCCUCCUGCUGGUAGAAUCCUUUAAUUUUACCAAAAUGAAUGGGAGAGAGAGGGAGAUAUAACCCACAGUACAAAAUGACAAUUAAUCUAGACAAACCUGUGCAUCACAUUAAUUGAUAGACGUGUUUGUAUUGCAAUCCUAGGUUUUACGGGCCAUCUAUUAAAAGUGUACUUUCUUAGUGUUUCAAUUAUUGUGGGUGUAUCAAUGGAGCCCCGAAGCAAUGUUUGUAAGUGAUAGUUUUUCACGAUGAUUGUGGCAAAACGAGGUGUUUUUUUUUUGGAAGUGUAUUCGAACCUGUGACGGACGACCUUAGUAAUAAAGCGAGUUAAAGAAAA